Molecule: messenger RNA, 2145 nt
Organism: Geodia barretti
Lineage: Eukaryota; Metazoa; Porifera; Demospongiae; Tetractinellida; Geodiidae
Source: the annotation of a GenBank genome assembly
AUGGCAUUUGCGGCGAGCAUCGCUUGUGGCGGCGGCGAGACAAUCGUCGUUCAUACCGUCGAAGUUCCGGUCGAAGUUCAGGGCCAGACCGUCGUCCAGACCGUCGUCGUCGAAAAAGAGGUCGUGAAAGAGGUCGAGGUGAUGGUAAUACCAACACCCGAACCGGUUCGGGUCGAGUCGCCGCACAUCACGGCUGACCCUGACGUAAACGAGUGGCCAACCAUUUAUGACGGCAGUGGCAACUUAUUCUCGAUACCAACCUCUUUCCAAGAAGCCCCGUUGCUCGCAGCUCGCGUAGCGGCUGGCGAACUUCCUCCGGUGGAAGAGCGCUUGCCUGAGAACCCGUUGGUUCUUCAGCCCACAAGCGGCAUCGGCAAGUACGGCGGAACCUGGUUCCGCGGCUUCACCGGCCCUGCCGACGGUCAAAACAUGGAGCGUCCGCUCAAGGACCACCUCCUGUUCUAUGAAGUUUCUGGUUUGACGGUUCAACCGAACAUUGCUGAGUCUUGGACGCAGAACGAAGACGCAACUGAGUUCACUUUCACGCUUCGCAAGGGCCACAAGUGGUCUGACGGUGCGCCGUUCACCACGGCCGACAUCAUGUUCUGGGUCGACCACAUGCUCCACAACGAAGAGUUGAACCCGGCGAAACCGGCGUGGUCGCAAAAAGGCGGCGAGACGCUACAGUUCGAAGCUAUCGACGAGCAGACCUUCAAGGUCACUUCACCUGAGCCGUACGCUCCCUUCGUGACUUUGGUGGCAUCGGUCAUCGUAGCCGGUCAGCACACUCGUGGUGACGGCGGUGACGGUCUCUACGCUCCGAGGCACUACCUAGAGCAGUUCCACCCCGAUUUCGUGGGUCUGGAAGAAGCUGAGCGCAAGGCUUCGGAAGCUGGUUUUGACAACUGGUACACGUACUUCCUUGACCGCAACCACGCGAAUGCCAACCCGGAUGCUCCAAUGCUUACAGCUUGGCGCGUCACCGGUAGCAUCAACACGAACGAGUGGUCGUUCGAGCGCAACCCGUACUACUACGCAGUCGACAUCGAGGGCAACCAGCUCCCGUACAUCGACAAAGUCGUUCUUACCCUUGCUCAGAACCUUGAGGUCCUGAACCUCAGUGCGCUGGCGGGUAACUACACGGUUAUGGGUCGCCACAUCAACAUCGCCAAGCUGCCGCUGUUCCUCGAGAACGCAGAAUCUGUUGGCUACCGCAUCCAAUUCUGGCGCCAGCCGCAGUCGGGUAUCGCGAACAUCUACGUGAACGAGACCUGGGAUGGCAACGCUGAGAUUCAGAGCUACAUCCAGAACGUUGAGUUCCGCCGGGCACUCUCCAUGGGUAUCGAACGCGACCAAAUCAACGAGGUCUUCUUCCUCGGGAUCGGCGCGACUUCAGGUCUGUGUCAGGGCUACGAUGACCCCGAUAACCCGGGUAAGUACAUCGGCGAGGACGACGUUCAAUUCAACCCGGACGCGGCCAAUGCGAUCCUGGACGAGAUUGGGCUUAGUUCCAAAGACGGCGACGGCAUGCGCCAGCUGCCGAACGGCGAGCGAUUGACGGUUCAAUUGCCGUCGGUGGUGGCAGCAUUCGAAGACUACCCGGCGAUUAACGAGAUGAUCGCUCGGCAGUGGGCAGUCAACCUCGGCGUCCACGCCGAAGUUCAGUCCCUCGAGCGAGGCCUGCACGGCGACCGCGGGUUGCUGAACGAGUUGAUGACAACCAACUGGGAGUCGUCACCGCGAUCGACUACGCUGAUCACGCCGCAACACCUGCUUCCGGUAGGAGGCGGUGGCAACACUGGUCGCCUCUACGGUGACUGGCACCAAUCCGCCGGCGAGAACGGUACCGAUCCGGCCGGCAUCAACGACUUGAUCAAAGAGCAGAUGGAUCUCUACGACGAGUCGCAAUCGACCGCUGGUCCGGCACGCUCUGCGGAGAUCCUCCAGCGAGUAGUCGAGCUCAACUGCUUGAACGUCAACCCGAUCACGACGGUGAUGAACAAGCCGACGUACGUUGCGAUCAUCAAGAACAACGUUCGUAACAUCCCGAACGCGUUGCCGUUCUCAUACCACAACCAGACCUCAGGAAACGCAUUCCCUGAGCAGUGGUGGAUCGACGACGACGACGCGAUGAUGGGCCAGUAG